AUGCCCAUCCUCCGCAAUCCCUUCCGAAAGCAGGAUGAGAACGUGCGGCCCAGUUCCGACGAGGUCGUAACAGGAUACGAGACCAAAGUCAUUGAUAUCGAUUCAAAGAACCGAGUCGAGUAUCAAUUAAGUGAAAUCAACGAUUCGGGUGUCUAUCUUCCUCCUCCACCAACCGAUCGCAAAUCAUUCUGGGGCACCACUUCAUCACGAUCCACCACUUCCUCCUCCAUUACCCGAUGCGCGUACGACGAAAAUGAGCCCUUCAACAUUUCGCGCGAGUCUUUCGAUUCGUAUCGGCGAUCCUUCGUGAGUCGCAAGCCUGGACAGGAGCGCGACAUGCCGGUCACACGACGGAUACUGACGAGAUCGAUACAGGACAUCUCAGCACGAUCGCCCGUGAUCCAACCCGAGACUCGCCAACGCGCCUCCCUCGACAGCCGCACAUUUCUACCUCCGCCUCCACGGACCUCCAACUCCUACAACCGACCUCUCCAGGUACCACAGACCCAAGAAGAGGAUCGCUUCGAGGACAUCAACAUCGACGACCCAAAGCCUGUCCAACCACCCAAGAAGCGCGGCAUCCUGUCUCGGAUCGUCGACGGUGGCGACCACUCCGAUCACGCCGCGGCAACGCGACCCACCUCUAGCCAGGAGAACAAGAGCGCAUGGCAUCAUUUCGGCGGCAGGAAGCGUGGUCAGAGCGGGCAGGGCGCAGAAUUGGGCAGCAUUCCGAACCGUGAUGACACACCCAAGCCGGAGACGCAAGUCCAGAGACAAGCCACGCAGCCGGCGACGCAGGCAGCCCCCAAAGAAUCAUCCAACGCAGGGUUACCGCAGGCCGCCAUCAAGGUCUAG
Molecule: messenger RNA, 855 nt
Organism: Dissoconium aciculare CBS 342.82
Lineage: Eukaryota; Fungi; Ascomycota; Dothideomycetes; Mycosphaerellales; Dissoconiaceae
Exons: 2
Coding region: 1-855 (284 amino acids)
Source: RefSeq, a predicted model, not a curated record